AUAGGACACAUUUCCACUUAGGUACGUCGACCGUCAACAUGAACUCAAAGGUAAUUCUCGUAGUCUUGGGCCUGGCUGCCCUUGUAGCAGCUGACAGCAGGGAAUCUUUCGAAUACGCUCCACGAAGGGGAUCCUCUGAGGAGUCCUACGAAUCCAGCGAGGCCCGUUACAGCUUCAACUGGGCCGUCGACCACGACCCUUCCAGCAACGAAUUCGGACACCAGGAAACCCGUGACGGAGACGACACUCAGGGAUCCUACUACGUCGAGCUCCCCGACGGUCGCCUGCAGACUGUCAAGUAUUUCGUCGACGGAGACUCAGGUUACGUAGCUGAGGUCAACUAUGAAGGAAGCGCCUCAGCUGAGUCAGGCUCCGCUGAGUCCUUCGAGAGGCCCAGAUACCGCUACGACUCCAACGAGUCCAAAUAAAGAGAAGGACUAUGGCCCGGUGUAUUUAUGAUAUUUAUUACUGAAUAAAUUCUGCAUUUA
Messenger RNA from Macrobrachium nipponense, 488 nucleotides. RefSeq names its product pro-resilin-like. The record is from RefSeq and is a predicted model, not a curated record. Gene Ontology annotation, cellular component: extracellular matrix. Bases 39 to 428 code for a protein of 129 amino acids. The transcript has 3 exons. Lineage: Eukaryota; Metazoa; Arthropoda; Malacostraca; Decapoda; Palaemonidae.